AUGACGCCCUUCUCUGUCUUUGCGACAGACACCACCAAUACCAGUCUCAAGGUCCGCAUCGCCAUGCUUGCCAUCUUCCCCUUCCCAUUCACGUUCUUGACCGUCUUUGGCGCUGUCGCCAACGCUAUCCUUCCAACGCUUGGUGAUAUCCCGCUCGGAAUCUCGGCUCUUCUGAGCGCGGCCAUUAUUAUCGAUGCUGUUAGAUAUAGAUGUGUGUGCAAGACACAGGCCAGCACGGUGGUGCUGUUGACAGACAUCAUGCUUGCGGCAAGCCAUGUCACCAUGUUCGUCAUCACACAGGUCGUGAUGGGCAUGGAAUCGCAGUGUCGGCGUUACCAUUGCUACAAUAAGGAGGGUCUGGUAUUGCUCGCGGGAUAUGGCAAUCUGUUCUUCCUUGUCUUCGCUGCGGCUCAUGUAUACCUGGCUAUCAAAAGCAUAUAUGCAGGCUACCGUAGAAAUGAGUACGCAGAUCGUUGCGAGGAUUGCAAUUCGAUCGCUAUGCCUCGUUUCAAGUCUUUCAGAGGCCUAGGGUACUUUGGAAGGCGCGCUGGAGGCAAGGAAUACGCUCAACUGUCGGUACAGGAUAAUGAGGAUCCUGAUAAGGGCAGGUUUUGCAACGAGGAUGCCGAGGGGGAGGACGAGGCUAUGCUCAAGCCCUCGACAGAGGAGCACGUGUGA
Molecule: messenger RNA, 678 nt
Organism: Pseudovirgaria hyperparasitica
Lineage: Eukaryota; Fungi; Ascomycota; Dothideomycetes; Acrospermales; Acrospermaceae
Exons: 2
Coding region: 1-678 (225 amino acids)
Source: RefSeq, a predicted model, not a curated record